Messenger RNA from Chaetura pelagica (chimney swift), 3462 nucleotides. It is a transcript of the gene FBF1, whose product is annotated as Fas (TNFRSF6) binding factor 1. The transcript has 29 exons. Gene Ontology annotation, cellular component: ciliary basal body; ciliary transition fiber; centriole. Bases 1 to 3462 code for a protein of 1153 amino acids. Gene Ontology annotation, biological process: cilium assembly; establishment of epithelial cell polarity. Lineage: Eukaryota; Metazoa; Chordata; Aves; Apodiformes; Apodidae. The record is from RefSeq and is a predicted model, not a curated record.
AUGAGACCCCCCCAGGGAUGGACAGUGAGACCCCCAAGGGGCAGUGAGACCCCCACACCCAGGGAUGAUGAGACCCCCAGGGAUGAUGGUGAGACCCCCUCACCCAGGGAUGGUGGUGAGACCCCCAGGGAUGAUGAUGAGACCCCCGGGGAUGAUGAUGUGACCCCCAGGGAUGAUGAUGAGACCCCUCACCCAGGGAUGAUGAGACCCCCAGGGAUGAUGGGACCCCCAGGGAUGGUGAUGAGACCCCCGGGGAUGAUGAUGAGACCUCUAGGGAUGGCUGCAAAAUCCAAGAAAAGUUUAAGAGGUUCUAUUGAUGACUUGCUUGGUGACCUCCUGGGAUAUGAUGAUGAACCCCCUGCCAAAGCUUCCCAGCCAGCCAGGAGCAGUGGUGGGAGAGCCCAGGGCACCAGCUCAGAGCCCAGCAAGAAGUCCUUUCCAGAGGAUGAUUUCUUCAGCAAACUCCCUGCAGAAGAUGAGGAAGCUGCAGAGGGGUCUGGGGCCUCUGACACAGACCCUCAAGCUCUGCUGCAGACCCUGAAGGACAUGGAUGACAUGGAAGCUGAUCUCCUGGGAAUAUCAAAACCUGGUUCUGGGCCAGGGGAGAACACUGUGAAAGGUCCUAGGAAACGUGGCUCCUCAGGAGAAGCUGUGAAAACUGCAGGGAAGCUGCUAGCUCCUGAAAAGGGAGACUCUGUACCUGCAGUGGAGAAGAAGCCACUCUCAUCUCCUGGUGCUCCCCGACAGUACAAGAAAUUCAACUUUGAAGCUUUUGGUGAUCCUUUGGCAGUGCUUUCAUCUGAUGAGGAGAAGGAUGUUCCUAAGAAGCCACCUCAAGCAGGUGCCAAAAGCAGCUCUGAGAAGAAAACAGAAGAGAGCAAAGAGAAAGAGCCACCCCUGCCCUCUGCAGCCCCAGUCCGGAGGAGGGAGGAGUUCAUGUUUGAAGAUGAUGGUGAUGACCUGAUGGAGGCAUUGGGACUUGGGGAUGGCACAAAAGGAGAAGAGAAACAAGGAAAGAAGAUGGAAGAAGAGGAGCUCCAGCCAGCCCACUUCAAACCAAGACAAGGCUCCGUGGCCAAAACUCUGGAACCGCCUGGCACGAGGGAGCGCAGGGAGGUCAAACUGGAGAAGUACCAAAAGCAGCCAGAGAAGGAAGAGGGUUGGAAUGAGGAAGAUUUUGUAUUUGGAGUGUACCAGCCCACGGUGGCCUCCACACUUGAGGGCCAGUCGUCAAGGAGGCAGGCAGUGAGCAGGUUUUCAGCUGAGAGCAACAGAGAACCAAAACCAGAGCCCAGCUCCAAACCUCCUCCUCCAGCCAGGCAGAGCUCUCUGCAGGGCAGCAGGGCUGGAGGUGACUGGCUGGGCUUGAAGCAUGAGGAGUUCAUAGAUUUGGAGCCACCAUCUCCAGCAAAGGCCAGUCCUGCUGCACUCUCCCCCAGCCAGCCCUUGGCUGCAGAGGACACGGCAGCUAAACCUGACCUGCUGGAGGAGGAGAACUGGCUGAGUGCUGCCUUGUCUCGAAAGAAAGCACAGGCAAAGGCCCAGGAGAGACAUGCCAAGCCCUUGGAGGCCCCCAGAGAAGGGCUGGAUCCCCACUCUUCUGUCAGCCAGCCAGCUGCCUCCACAGGAGCACCACAGCAGGCAGCUGCCCUGCAGGACAAGGCAGCCAGCACAGACAGCUCUAGGCAAUUGGUUCCCUGGCUCAGCACCACUAAACAAGCCUCAGCUCACCCGUCAGAGCCUGCAAAGGUGGAUCCCUCCAGAGACACCAGCACCCUGGUCCCCACAGCCUUGUUCCCAGGAGAGCAGGAGACACAGGACCCUGCCCCACUUGCUCAGGUGGCUGCUCCCAAAGUACAUCUCCAGGCUGCUCCACAGCUGCAGGCAGAGUCCCCAGCCCUGGGUUUGCAGCAUGAGAGGAGGCUGGGACCUCCUGCAGCCCAACUCUGUGAGGAUGUGUCAGGCUGUCAGGGAGCACUGAUCAGUGCCCAGAGGCGUGUGGCAGAGCUGGAGAGCCAGGUCCAGAUGCUGGAGCAGGAGCGGAUGCAGCACAAGCUGUUGCUGGAGAGUCUCCAACAGCGUCAUCAGGAGGACUUGGAUCUCCUCAAAAGUACACACAGGAGCCAGGUAAAGGUGGUGGAGGAGACCUACAGGCAGCGGGAGGAGAGGCUGCAGCAGGAGAAGGAGCAGCUGGUGGCUCAGCUGCAGACACAGAGGCAGGAUAAGGAGCAGGCCAUGGCAGAGCUGGUGGCACAGCACCAGCAGCACGUGGCCAAGCUGGAGCAGCAGAAGGUGCUGGAGGUGGAGCGACUGCAGGAGCUGCAGAGGGUGUCUGUCCAGGAGAUGCGCAAAGACUAUGAAGAGCAGCUCCAGAGGCUCAAGUGGCUGAAAGACCAGGAGGUGGAUGCAGUGACCAGUGCCACUUCACACACCAGGUCUCUGAACACUGUCAUUGAGCAGAUAGAGAAGUUCUCCAGAGACCUACAUGAACUUUUGCAGAAGGUGGAGACCCUGCAUCACACCACCUCCCAGGAGCUGGACAAGGAGGCCCGGCAGAGGGACAGGCAGCACAAGGCACUCCAGGACAGGCUGUCACAGCAGCAGAGGGACAUGGAGGAGGAGAGGAGCCGAUUCCAGGAGGUGAUUGCCAAAAUGGAGGCCAGGCUGGGCGAGCAGACUCGGCUGCUGGAGCAGGAGCGAUGGAAGGCAGCAGCAGAGCAGUCCAAGCUGGAAUCACUGCAGCACUCUCUGGAGGAGCAGCGGCGAGUGACAGCCCAGCAGCUGGCCUUGGAGAGAGCAGAGCUGGAGAGGGCAAAGAGCACGUUGCUGGAGGAGCAGACGUCGGUGAUGCAGAAGUGCUCGGAGGAGCGACGGAAGCUGGCGGCCGAGUGGGCUGAGUUCCACACCCAGCAGCAGCUGAGCAAGGAGCGGAUGGAGCGCGAUGUGGAGCGAGCCCGGCAGGUGGAGUCCCAGAGAGAGGGCACCAUCGUCAGCCUGGCCAAGGAGCAGGCAGAGCUGAAGAUUCGGGGCCAGGAGCUGAAAGUCAAGGAGGAGCAGCUGGCCAGGGACAGGGAACUGCAGGAGGAGGCCUGGCAGGAGCUGAGGCGGGAGAAGGAGAAGGUGAACAGGGCUGAGCUGUGUGUCCGGCGCCAGGAGGAGGAGCUGAAAAGCAUGGCCAGGCUCUCGUCCCAGAAGCGCGAGGAAGGCGAGCGAGCCCUGCAGGAGGCGACCAGGAUCGAGUCCCAGCACCACAGCAGGUUGCAGCUCAUGCAGCAGCACUUGGAGCAGCUGAGGCAGCAGGAACAGCGUCUGCACCAGCACAGCCACGGGGAUGGCAGGGAAAGCCUGGCCACGGCCAACCCUGAGGUGCUUUAUGCCCAACUGUUGCUGCUCAAGUACAGGGACCAGCAGGACCGAGAUUUCUUGGAGGAGGAGGAGUUCUUCCUGGAGAGCCUGAAGUAA